ACCCUCGGAACACCACCACCACCACGCUCACCCUCCUCACCUGGUGCUGCUCUCCUUCGGCGACGGCCACUUCCGCGGGACCCGCGACGGCGAGCACCAGAGGCGCAGAGGCGUCGAUCAGGAGGGGGAGGGGGAGGGGGCGGGGGCGGGCGGGGACGGGGACGAGGCGGAGUGGUUCUACGUGGUGUCGCUGACGCGGUCGUUCGGGGUGGGGGACGCGGCGGCGCCGGCGCGGGCGUACGUGGCGUCGGCGCCGCUGUGGCUGACGGGGGCGCACGCGAUGGCGGCGAGCGGGUGCGAGCGCGCGCGCGAGGCCCACCUGCACGGGAUCGAGACCCUGGUGUGCGUCCCCGUCCCCGGCGGCGUCCUCGAGCUGGGCUCCGCCGACCUCAUCCCCGAGAACUGGGUCCUCGUCCAGCAGGCCAACUCCAUCCUCUCCUCCGACGCCCCGCACCACCACCUCGCCGCCGCUGACCCCUCGCUGCGCGCCGCCCCGCUCCUGCCCAAGAAGGAGGGCGCCGCCGCCGCGGGGCUCUCGUCCUCGCUCGACUCCGAGCACUCCGACUCCGACGCCGCGGGGCUGCUGCAGGGCGAGCGGCGCCGCGGGGCCAAGAAGCGCGGGCGGCGCCCCGGGACGGGGCGGGAGACGCCCGUGAACCACGUCGAGGCCGAGCGGCAGCGCCGGGAGAAGCUCAACCACCGCUUCUACGCCCUGCGCUCCGUCGUCCCCAACGUCUCCCGCAUGGACAAGGCCUCCCUCCUCGCCGACGCCGUCGCCUACAUCAAGGAGCUCCGCGCCAAGGUCGACGACCUCGAGGCCGACGCCAAGCGCGCCCGCAACGACCGCAUCGUCCCCCGGCGGCGGAACCGUUUCCAUGGAGUUGGAGGUGAAGGUGGUCGGAUCCGACGCGCUGAUCCGGGCGCAGUCGGAGAACGCCGGCCACCCCACCGCGGUGCUCAUGGCGGCGCUGCGCGACCUGGAGCUGGACGUGCGGCACGCCUGCGUCGCAAACGUCAAGGAGGUGGUGCUGCAGGACGUGAUCGUGACCGUGCCCUACGCGCUCCAGACAGAGGACAGCCUCCGGACGGCGCUACUCAAUAGUCUAGAGAAGAGCUGCUAGCUGAUCCACACCAACCAAAAAAAAAAAAAAAAACAAAAAAACAAAAAAAAAACAAAAAUCGUCAUCUGCUGGGAUUCGUUUCGUCCGAUAAAAGUAAUUUUAGUUUCCUGCUAUUUGUGAUAUCGACUCGACUUAGGUGUACGAGCGUGCCCCGUGUACAGAAUAAGUAAGUAUUUGGGCCUUACACAUAGAAAUUAAGGUUUUAGAUGAUGGCUUAAUUAUUAAAAGAGCUAAAAUGGAGUUUUAAGUAACUAAGAUCAGUAACUUAAUCCAAGGAAGGAGUACUUAGUUUAAUUGCUCGGUUUUUUUUCCUUUCUUUUUUCCUUUGCCGUUUAUUAGUGAUGAAGAUAUAUCAAUGAGGUUACGUUCUUGACUACUCAGUAUUAGCAUGUUUGUAUUCGCUGAUCGAUUCAGCCUGCAUGCUUAAUUAGUUGGUUACAUUUACUACGUACAAGUAUUAGAAAGAAACUGAUAGAAAGGGGACUAAGAAGAAGUUGAAGAAGAAGAAAGAAUGAAAAAGUACAUAUGUGACCGGUAAUUAAUAGCUUGGUUAACUCCGAAGGAGAAGAGCUCGAUCGAGAAUGGUAGCAGUUUUAUUUCUGUAUGGAGGAAAAUAUUUUGAGAAAUAACAGCUUUUGAUCAGUUGCUUAAGCAAA
Ananas comosus (pineapple) is the source of this 1777-nucleotide messenger RNA. Its product is annotated as transcription factor MYC2-like. Gene Ontology annotation, molecular function: DNA-binding transcription factor activity; protein dimerization activity; transcription cis-regulatory region binding. NCBI's taxonomy places the organism in Eukaryota, Viridiplantae, Streptophyta, Magnoliopsida, Poales, Bromeliaceae. The coding region runs from base 281 to 1102 and encodes 273 amino acids. The transcript has 2 exons. Gene Ontology annotation, cellular component: nucleus. Gene Ontology annotation, biological process: regulation of DNA-templated transcription. The record is from RefSeq and is a predicted model, not a curated record.